Molecule: messenger RNA, 2105 nt
Organism: Linum trigynum
Lineage: Eukaryota; Viridiplantae; Streptophyta; Magnoliopsida; Malpighiales; Linaceae
Source: the annotation of a GenBank genome assembly
AAUUCUUUCACAACGUACUUUUGAUUCAUUCCAACCUCAAAUUUCGACAGUUCUCUGUCCAAGCUUGGGCUUCCCGGCGCUGAGAAGGAUUCGCUACUCACUGGUCAGUCUUCAUCGUGAUCUUCCGCCGGAGUAACUUCGUUUGAGGUAACUCUCUGUUCAGUUUGUUCUCGAUCUGUCAGCUCUUACGCUUUUCUAUACCGAUGUUCAUCGACUCUGGAAUGAGUAUUCCGCCGUAUGCGAGCAAACAGAAAUGUUUAGAUCUUCUAUGUUCUGAUUUUCGAACCAAUGAAUCGCUCGUCUGGCGAAUACGGUGUUUCGUGUUUCCUUGCGACUGAUGCAUAAUUAGCUCGCACUCCAGAUUUGAUAGGCAUCCAUGUCGUAGGGAUUGACUGGAACUUAGAGAAGAAUCAAUUAACUCGUUGUUCAUUUGUGCUCUUUGGAUCUCCACUAAAUGCCUGCCAUCUGCUCGACCUAUGUCCGCAGUGGCGCAUACUGCCGAUUCCGUUGUCGAGAUACACUCAUAUAAUUAGUUGAAUCUAGGGUUAUAGGAGACCUCUCUUAUUUUGCUAUUGUAAGUCAAAGUCCUUGAGCGAGCCAUUGUGUUGCGGUUUCUCUUUCUUAAUUCAUUCAGAUUUGACGUUCGAGAAUCAGACAAAUGGAAAACGGAUCACCUGAAAACUUGCCUAAGCGCCUGAAGCUGGGGAUGGAGGAGAAGGACCGUGAAGUGAAUGAGAAGGAGGAGCAAUUAGAAGGAAGCCUAGUUGUCUCUGAUGAGAUGGAGGCUAAUAUCUCUCAGAUUCUGGAGAACAUAGAUCGCUUCACCCAAAUGGUUACUGAGCUGAUGGAAGCCGGGAAAGCUAUGUUCAAGGAGCUGAGCUAUGAUUUCGAAGAACGCUUGCUUAUGGUCCACAAGGAAAAAAUUGAAAAGUGGCAAGAGGAGAUAAGAGAACUGCGGUUGCUUGAUGGCGCCAAUGAGGAGAUUAAUGCUGUUCUGCUCAAUGCUACAUAUUUGUUUCACAAUCCUAACUUGGACUCUUGAAGGUAUUUUCUCAACUUCUACAAACUAGUAGUCUCUCCUUGCCAGAAUGCUUACCAUUUAAAAAGAGACUACGGGGCUUGCUAUAAUGCCGUGCAGAGUUAAAGUCAAUUAGGCUAUCCAGAGUUACGAAAGCAUGCUAGGGGUUGCUCUAAUUUGGCUUUGUCCUAGAGCUUAAUCAUCAUUAAGGUUUUGCUACCUAGGGCUGAAUCGAAAUUUCUAGUUGCAUAACAAGCCGAUUUACUGAUUUGUCCAAAGCUGUUUUUGUGACGAUACUGCUCAGUAUACUUGCAAUAUGCAAAAGAAGAAGGUUGGUCGUCACUAUUGUAAAAUUUGGUAUCUGAAAAUACCCAGCAAUCAGUAGCUGAAAACUGAGUUAGUGAGUUAUAGUUGAAUGGAAGCAAGUUAAUUGAUAUUGUUCCUAUUAUAUUGCUUUAUGAGCUUAAAUGCGUCAAGAGAUAAGUUGACAUUUGAUAGCUUUUGCUUCUUUGCUGAAUCUCUGAUCCAUGUGCUUCAGCUUGAAUUUCAGUUUUUGCUAUCUGGGAAGGACAAAUGCUCUUGACCUCUUGUUGUGGUGCUGCAUCAAGUUGGAGUUGCAUCUCGCUUCUACUACGCAAACGUGCUCUUGGGAUGGACCAACAUGUUGCUGGUAGUCUUGAUGCUGGAUUAAAUACAUAACAAUGAACAAAUUUUAUGUCAUUUGUAGUUGUGUUAGAGAACAUAAGGCACGACGCAGUUGCGUCUGUUUUCUACAAAAAAAAAAGAAGAGAACAUAAGGCACGAUUCUAACCAAAAUGUUCGGCUUAUGUAUUGUCAAUGACCAACUACCCAAAGGAGCGUUAUCUUUGUCAAUACGUUUGUACUUAUCCCUCAGUAUCACACAAUUAUGCUACCAUAAUCUGUUACGUCUUCUAAAGGUUUUGUUUCGAAUUUUCUUAAGUUUGUUAAUUUUUCUUAGUUCUAUAUUCAAGAAUAUUUUUUGUGCAUCAUGUAUCUCAAAGUUAGAUUGGAUUGGAAAAUAAAAGUUCUGUCAAAACUUGAGAAAUAAUGAAUUAAGAGUGGAUUU